Drosophila arizonae is the source of this 795-nucleotide messenger RNA. It is a transcript of the gene pxb, whose product is annotated as putative Hedgehog signaling attenuator pxb. The record is from RefSeq and is a predicted model, not a curated record. Lineage: Eukaryota; Metazoa; Arthropoda; Insecta; Diptera; Drosophilidae.
CUGCUGCAGGGCAAGAGCAUACAUUAUCCCAGCGGUUAUCCGAUGACGCGCUCACCGCCCUUCCUCGUCAGCUCCUCGCCCGGCCCGGAUCCCUACCGCUCGAAUGACAACGUCUACGAGGAGCUCGGCCCCGGCCGCGUGGACUCCGAUGGGGAGUCGGAGCCGCCGCUGCACUCGGACGACGACUUCGCCGAGGACGAGCUGUCGCUGCCAGGCGAAUGCAGCUUUCACAAGGAGGCAAACAGCACGCUGCUAACGGGCGCCGCUGCCCCGGCCACGCCUUAUCACGAACGCGCUGCGGGCAGCAGCACCAGCAGCGCUGCCGUUGCGAGUGCUGCGGCAGCAGUUGCGGCCACUGGCAGCCAGGUGGCGCCACCGCCGCAGGAGCGACACAGCGUGCUCAGCUCGAGCUCGUCGACGGCGCACGAUGCGUCCACGGCCAGCGCGUCCACCAGCAGCAACCCCCACAACAGCCACAACAGCAACAACAACAACAACAACAGCGACAACAAUGAGCUGGCUAGCGGCGGGCCGAUGCGUCGCACGCAGCGCAGUCGGCAGCAGCGCGCGCAGGACGAGCUGAACAACAGCAGCUCCACGGCGGACAUUGCGGAUCUGGCGCCGCUGUACGACAAUCGCAGCAACAUGAUGUCCCUCGGCUACUUGGCCCGUUCGACUGCGCCCCAGUUCUACAACACGCUCGAGCACGAGGUGGAGCGCCGCAAUCGGAUUAACGCGCAGCUCAGCCAGGCGCCAGCGCCGCCGUUGGCGACCAUCUACCGGGAGCGCAUCCGC